ACGUCAUGUCCAAAUGCAUUGCUCAUUAGUACUUUAUUGGCUCCGGGAAUGCAGCAAAGCUGCACCUGCCUGGCAUGUAUGGUCAUAUACACAUCAUUCUCAAGGAUCUGAUUAACGUAUCCUUUUCUGCGGAGAAAUGGGCCGAGAUUUUGGCGCGCUCUGGGUUUGAAGAAGAGCAGAUCCUGGAAUCCGUGCAGCAUCCGGAUGAAGUCAGUUUCCAGCUCCUGGGUGCCACAUGCGAGGUUACAGGCCUCGACCUGGAAGAAGUACUCGAAGCGUUUGGUCGACACUUUAUUGAGUUCACCUUGCAAUCUGGGUACGGGCGCCUGUUCAAGGCCUUGGGAAAUUCGUUCCCUUCAUUCGUGGCGAAUGUGAAUUAUUUACACAACCAUUUAGAGCGCCAGCAUCCGCAUGCUCUGUUUCCUUACAUCGAGGUAGUCCACGAAGAUGGCCAAAAUAGCAUGGAAUUGCAUUAUUCAUCCACUCGCUCCGGGAUGAAAAAGAUCGUUGUGGGAACUUUGACCGAGCUCGGCCGUCAGAUGUUCGAUCUGGAAGUCAGCAUGGUGGAGCAACAGAGUCCACGAUACUUUCAGAGGGACAUGGUGAACUCAGGUCACCGGGCUGCUUCGUGGUGCGUCUCUUGGAAGCCCGUUGAAGGCGUUACCAGCUCAUCCAGCUCCAGUUCCCGGCAGGCGAAGAUGUCCUUCCCAGAGCUGCAUUUUGCCAUGAUGGAUUUGGGAAAAUUCUUGAACUCCAGCUUCUUUGAUCCCUUUUCAUGCUGCCGUCAACAGUUUCAGCUUAGAGAGUGCAUCUCAGCGUCGCCAAGUGAAGCUGAGCGAAAGUUCGCAGAAGUGCAGGGUCUCAGUUUGGAUCGGCAAGAGGAGAUACUGCUUCGGGCCACGCCCGCCUCCUGUUUGGCCGCCGCAUGGACGGAUGACCACAUGAAAACAUGCAGAAAAUUUUGGAGUUCUUCAGUUGGCACAUCAUCGAACUAUGCCUUGUCUCAUGAUGCAGACUGGGUUGACGUUUUUGUGAGCCACAGUUGGCAACCGCCAGUGGAUUGGGAACAGAUGAUGGGCCCUGAUGUAGACUAUGCCGAGAUCAAGGCAGCCACUUUGGCAGUAAUGGCCAAGGAUGUUGCCACGGCGCAACGAAGUCUACAGGAAUGGGGCCAGAUCACUUUUUGGGUCGACAAGGCUUGUAUUGCUCAAGAUCAUGCGGAGCUGAAGGCAAUGAGCAUCAAACUCCUGGACAAUUUCAUCGCCAAGUGCGACAGCAUGUGCGUUCUCUUCACAUGGACAUACCUCGAGCGGCUUUGGUGUGUGUACGAAUGGGCCUGCGUUUUGGUUCACAAGCCCACAGAGAAAGUUCAUUUGCAGACGGAACUCUUUGUCAAAGAGGAGACGCUUCCAUUGUACCUUGGAGCUGUUCGCAACUUCUCUUUGGCCAACACGAAGUGUGGAUUUGAAGAAGAUCGUCGAGUGCUGGAAGCCAAGAUCAACGAGGCUUAUGUCUCCAAGGAUCACUUUGAGGUUUUGGUGCAGGCGACGGUCAUUGCGCUCAUGGCGCGGAGUAUGGCUUUCCGAGCUGGUCGAUCACCGAAACUCUAUGAAACAUAUUAUCAACCUUGGGUGACAUUGGCACGUGAUCUCGGAAUGAACGACUUAGCAAAUGCCCUGGGAAGCUGUGAUUGCUUGACCUGGCGACGAGUUAGUUCGAUCUCUUCAAGUAAUUGUGGCGCUAUGAGGAGGACGAGCAGCAGCCUCUCAGCGAAUUCAACGACAGAGACCAAAGACAUCGUUUCUCCUUCCUCAGACAGAAGCCAAGUCGUCACGCCUGAAUGCCACUAUGAUCUCAUGCAAAUGAGCAUCGGAGUCAAUUCUUUGGCUUUCCAUGAAGUCAUUUCUGACUGGUUUGAGAUCGAUGUAGUCCCGAUCCUUGCUAAGUUUCAGGAAACAAGCACCAAGUGAUUUGGUGAAUAGAACAAUAUUGCACAGUCGGCCUUUGGCUACGGGUGACAAAUGUCGAAUUCAGAAUAAUUCAGAAUGAUUUUUUUGCCGCAGUGUCGCGAAUGGAUUCCAAUCCACGCGACAUUUUUGUAGUGCAAUGUGGAAUUCGUUACCUGGGUUCAGAUUCUCAUGCAACCUGGUCCUGGAUAAUUUUCCUCGCAGUUAUGCUGCAUUGCCCAGUUUCGUAGGUCCUUAGGUACACACGACAUUUUUCAGCUGCAACUGUCAGCUGGGUCAGGUCUUUUCAUCCCCCAAAAAAA
Cladocopium goreaui is the source of this 2269-nucleotide messenger RNA. The record is from the annotation of a GenBank genome assembly. NCBI's taxonomy places the organism in Eukaryota, Dinophyceae, Suessiales, Symbiodiniaceae.